GCGUGGAAAAAAACCCCCAUCUAUUCUUUUUCUUUCAUUCGAAACCCUUUUUCCAUACGAUCCCCUUUUUUAUCGCGUGUUUCGUUACAAAAUACUGCAUCCAUAUCAUCGUUUUACGUUGACCUAGAAUCGGGAAAAGAACAAGAUAUCGUACAUUAUUCCGUGGAACAUAACGCCAUAAGACGUCUUGCAUCAGUUCAUGCGCCAGUAAUCGUUCUUCUUUAUUCAAUGGGCAACGCGUUCUCACUGAAGCCCCCCAAAGAGCAGGAUCAGUUCAGCGAUACAUGGUCUUUCCGAAACAAACAUGUCCCCAAGCAUUUGCGCCCUAUCAAACCGAGCCGUAAACUGCAGCGCAAAUGGGAAGCCGAGAAGAGUGAGGUGAAACCCGACCAUAACGAGGGACUGCCGAAUCAACGUGCUGUGACUGAAGAGAAAGAAGAGUUGCGACGGAUUUUUCGUGGUUUGCCACAAGCGAGGACCGGGCCUGAAAUCGACGAAGAUAACGAAGCCAUCUUUUGUAAAAGCGAGGCAUUUUUGGGGUCAGGUCCACGUGGAGCCUUUCGAUGGUUCAAAGGCCGACGAUAUCAAUACCAAAAGGGACAGCUUUAUCCUUAUCCAAACGACGACGCAGAAUUAGAUCGACAGCGAGUAUUGCAUUAUAUCCUGCGAUGGGCUUUUGAAGGCAAUGUGGUCGCUCCUGUGGAACGGCAACUACAGAUUGGUAUUAAUGUAUUGAGCGUCGGAUGCGGACCGGGCAUGUGGAUAGGACAUCCGGUUGUUGAUAUGGCGUUGGAUUACCGUGCGUCUAAAUUUGUAGCGGUCGAUGUGUGUGAUCUAUUGCCAUCAGAAACCCUUUCCUACGUCGAUGACAUCCCAAUCACCCCUUUUUACUACAGGAAGAGCAACAAUACCUCAACAGCUAAUAAUACAGCUACUUCUUCUUGCGAAUGUCUGCACCAUUGUUCAGCAGCUAAUAAUCAUACCGACUUUAUGCCUAUUCAUCCUAGUCUUCAUACGGCGAUGCAGCCAACCGCUGCUAUCCAACCCUGCUCGGGAGAAUCGGCUGCUUCAAGCCCGCUAUCUACCAGUUCACGAUGCUAUCACGUUCCCAGCCUCCAUUCACAGAGCGAUGAUAGUCCGUCCUGUUCAUGCAUGAGUCCGUUGGACACUUCCUCGUCCCAUUCUACUUGUACCACCUGCCGUUCAAGUGUCCCCGACACUCCGCGACCAGCCAAACAGGUGUUUGGAAACCUCGACUUUCACAUUUUGAAUGUGACCGAGCACCGUUUACCGUUUCCUGACAACUCGUUUGAUCUUGUUGUACAGCGACUUUGCACAGUAGCCUACACACUGUCGGAUUGGCAACAUGUGGUGUCGGAAAUGAUCAGAGUCACCAAGCCCGGAGGUUACAUUCAGCUCAUGGAAAUUGAUUACCAAACCCACCAACUGGGACCUCAAGCCGCGGUAUUUGCAUCGCAAAUGCUGGAUACUGUGCGUCAAAAAUGCCAUACCGAACCGAGAGUCGCUAUCGAGCUAACAAAAUUUCUGCAACAAGGAGGAUUGAAAGACGUCGACUCACGCCUUGUCUCCAUUCCUCUUGGUCCGUGGGGCUUAGAUAUCGGAACACUAUGGCAACAAAAUUACGAGUCUUUCAUCGAAGUCAUGCGCCCCUUCCUCACCAACAUUAUGGGCAUUUCAUCUGCAGAGUACGAAAAACUGUGGGGUUACAUCCUCACCGAAAUACACAACGGAAGGGCAUUCAACAAUAUCCAUGCGGCCUGGGGUCGCAAGCCCUAAACUCCUGUCCUAAAUUAUUUAUUUCAUCUCAUUCAAUGAGCACAGAUCAGAAGUAUAUUAGUGUGGGUGUGUUCGCCCGUAAUGACAUAUGCAUUAAUUUUAAUAAAGAACCAAAUAUACCUUGAGC
Messenger RNA from Radiomyces spectabilis, 1924 nucleotides. RefSeq lists its product as uncharacterized. The coding region runs from base 229 to 1797 and encodes 522 amino acids. Lineage: Eukaryota; Fungi; Mucoromycota; Mucoromycetes; Mucorales; Radiomycetaceae. The transcript is spliced from 6 exons. Gene Ontology annotation, molecular function: S-adenosylmethionine-dependent methyltransferase activity. The record is from RefSeq and is a predicted model, not a curated record.